AUGAUCAUCACUCUACUUCAUCUGUUUGAAAGGAACAAUGAGGCUCCUCCUCCUCUUGACUCUCAUUCGCUUCAGCGUUGCCGUCAUCACAGCUAAGGCAGGACAGAAGAGCGUCACUCUGCCAUGUCGGAUUCCAAACUACAACCUCAUAGCUGUUGAGUGGAGCAGAGCUGACCUGGGAGAACAAUAUGUGCUUUUAUACCGGGACGUUCACUUUGAGCCACCCAACCAGCAUCCAUCUUUUAAGAACCGAGUGGAUCUGGAAGACAGACAGAUGAAGGAUGGAGACGUGUCUUUGAUUCUGAAGGAUGUGACGACUAAUGACACUGGAACGUACGAGUGUCGUGUCUUCGUGGGAGAAACAAGCUCAUGGAAGUCCAUCAACACCACCUACCUGAGUGUUGAUCCUCCAGGUCAGCCAGGAGGACACACAGAGGAUGGAGGGAAGGAGGCAGGAGGAGAGAAGAGUGGAUCUGUUGGACUCAUCAUUGGUCUUUCAAUUGUUGCUGUGGUUGUUUUAAUCUACAUAACAUAUAAAACAUGUUGUCAGGACUCAGAUCAUCCUCCCACUGAACCACAGAAUGAAAUGUCUGAGAGAUUUCUGAACUCUCAAUCUCCUGCUGAUGAACACAGAGACAGAAAUGACCCGGAAGCAAACAACAGUCACCAACACUCCACAAGGAUCCCUGAUGUCACAUUUGAGAAUGAACUACUUCAUCCUCAGCAAACAGCAGGACUGAUUCCAGAGAGUGACAUCAGAGUGCAGUAGAUAAUGUCUGACAGCAGUCUGAAGAGGAAAUGGAUUCUGUUCUGUUCUGGUUGUUUUUUGUUUGUUCAUUUUAUCUGCACAAAACUAAGAGAUCCACAGUUAACACCAGCCUCCACAUGAAAUGUUUAGAUUCUCUCAGAGCUGUCUGUUACUCUAAUAAAACUGCCAACAAUUAUUGUUAAAUAC
Molecule: messenger RNA, 955 nt
Organism: Oreochromis niloticus (Nile tilapia)
Lineage: Eukaryota; Metazoa; Chordata; Actinopteri; Cichliformes; Cichlidae
Exons: 2
Coding region: 38-769 (243 amino acids)
Biological process (GO): negative regulation of T cell proliferation; T cell costimulation; cell surface receptor signaling pathway
Cellular component (GO): external side of plasma membrane
Source: RefSeq, a predicted model, not a curated record